Molecule: messenger RNA, 801 nt
Organism: Colletotrichum abscissum
Lineage: Eukaryota; Fungi; Ascomycota; Sordariomycetes; Glomerellales; Glomerellaceae
Exons: 3
Coding region: 1-801 (266 amino acids)
Source: RefSeq, a predicted model, not a curated record
AUGACUAGCUACGAUCGCGACAUCGUCGUCAACUGCCUCAAGCGGCACUACGAGCUGCUGGUGCGCAUGGGCUACUUGGACGUUUCAGCCAUCGAACUCCCUCCCGCCGCCGGCUGGAGCGACACGGAGCUCCGCGUGGAUGCUCUCCGGGCCAUGGGCCGCUCCGAGACCGUCAUUGAUCUCCUGCGGCACAUCCCCUUCGUCCACGAGAACGAAGAGUCGGACCCCGUCGAGAUUUAUACCGAGACGUUCCCGCUGCGGUAUCUGCGCGACGGGCGGUGGUUCGGCGGCGCCAAUGGGAUUCACGGCGACGGCGCUGAAGUGUUUGCCAACACGGCGCUCUUGGACCUUGGCUUUGCGCCGUUUGAUGGGCCCGUGCCGGCGGACAUGGUCUCGUUGACGCAUGCGGACGAGGGAAUUUGGUGGUUGAUCGAUACGAAUCAAGGAUGCAUCUACCCUUACGGGACCGAGUUCGACAAACGCGAGGAGGACGUUCCCGCAGACAAGCAGUGGCUUGUUGUGGACCCGGUCCCCAUCCAGGCUUACUUUGACAAGAUCUAUGCCCAGGUCGGCAACUUGGAUGUUGUGCCAGCGCCCCGCUCUGGGAAGUGGGAGGCGAGAGUUGUCGAAGGGUAUACCGAGGAAGGCCAGGAGAUCAAGCGACUGUACGUCGAACACGGAUGGCCCAAUGCUUUUCGUAGAGAAGAUUUUGUUCAGGCUGUUGAGAGAACUCGGGCGGCGUUUAUCGAAGCUGGGCUGGGACAAGAUGAUGAUGACGAGGAUGAUGAGAUGACGGGCUAG